AUGGUUUCAGAUCAGUAUCUUGGCAGUAAUGAAGACGUCGCAGUCACCGGAACCACAUCAGCCUUGCUCAAGAGCUGGUCAGAGUGGACAGCUUCUACCAAGAACCAGAACUGUCAUAUGAUUGCUCAAUUAAACCAUCCAGGACGCCAAUCUCCGAUUGGAGCAGGAAAGAGAAGCAUAUUCUCAAAGACCAUCGCACCAAGUGCCAUUCCCAUCAACCUCGGCGAUAACGCCAUUGCCAAACUGAUCCGUAUGUUGGUCUUUGGAACUCCAAGGGCCAUGACACGAAAUGAAAUCGAUGUUGUUGUCGCGCAAUUCACUGAAGCUGCGCGACUAGCUCACCAAGCUAGUUUUCAAGGCGUUGAAGUUCACGCAGCACAUGGAUUCCUACUAUCUCAAUUUAUGUCACCAAACAGUAACCAGCGAGAUGACGAGUUCGGAGGUUCGACAGACAAGCGCGUCGAACUAGUUCUUCGCAUUAUCCGAUCCGUCCGCAAGGAAGUCCCUAAGUCAUUCUGCGUUGGUGUGAAGAUCAACUCGGCAGACUUUAAGGACGAGAAAGGCAUGAGACAGAUGCUGCGACAGAUUGAGCUGAUACAAAAGGAGGAAAUCGACUACAUCAACCUCAGUGGUGGAUCUUUUGAAGAUCCUCAGAUGAUGAGUACCAAUUCAUCCCUGCAACUGAGUUCUACCGGGUCCCGUUCAAGCAUUCGUGAGGGAUUCUUCCUACGAACAAGUCAAGAGAUCCGUCGCAGGUUCCCUGAUCUUACGCUGCUUGUGACAGGCGGAUUCAGAAGUCGAAGUGGUGUUACCGGAGCCCUUGAUAACGAUGCCUGCGACCUUAUUGGACUGGGUAGGCCAGCUGUGAAAUACCCAGACCUACCGAGCCAAAUCAUAUUCAACAAGGGUAUCAGCGACGAAGAAGCUAGAUUUGACGUGGAGUCUGCCCCAGGCGGCGGAUGGCUGUCUUCAAAAGUUCGUUCCGUGGGAGCAGGCGCAGAGACUAAAUACUGGGUUGCUGCUAUGAGUAAGCUAUGA
Fusarium redolens is the source of this 1038-nucleotide messenger RNA. RefSeq lists its product as uncharacterized. The record is from RefSeq and is a predicted model, not a curated record. The transcript has 4 exons. Gene Ontology annotation, molecular function: FMN binding; oxidoreductase activity. NCBI's taxonomy places the organism in Eukaryota, Fungi, Ascomycota, Sordariomycetes, Hypocreales, Nectriaceae. Bases 1 to 1038 code for a protein of 345 amino acids.